This is a messenger RNA of Malania oleifera, 2020 nucleotides long. Its product is annotated as rab GTPase-activating protein 22. NCBI's taxonomy places the organism in Eukaryota, Viridiplantae, Streptophyta, Magnoliopsida, Santalales, Ximeniaceae. Gene Ontology annotation, molecular function: GTPase activator activity. Gene Ontology annotation, biological process: activation of GTPase activity. The record is from RefSeq and is a predicted model, not a curated record. The coding region runs from base 263 to 1720 and encodes 485 amino acids. The transcript has 11 exons.
GCAAGGACGAGUGAUAGAAGGAAAGAGGGGAAUUGGAUCCAUGGGGGGAGUUUGGAGAGAAAGGCUAUGAUUUGGGAUUGGAUGGCUUCAAUCAAUCAAUUAGAAAUUAGAAAGGGGCAUUUCAACUGCUAUGUACAGAAACCGUUAAACGCAAGAGCUCCCCGCUUCCCUUCGUUUUCCCAGGCUCCCCCUCCCUUCUCUCUCCCUGUCUCACCAGAUUAGCAAGAACCCAAGGAAUGCUGUAGCAUCUGCGAUUUCUCCGAUGUCAGAUUUUUUAUCUGAUCUCAAAGCUCGGGUAGAGGCUCUGGCAGGGAUUCUUACGAAUCAGUCUGCAUCAGGGGAGGUGGAUACAUACUAUCCAAUCAAAUCAGAAUGUCAAGAUGACGUCCCAAAGAUCCGGUUUAGGCCCAGGGUAGGAAAAACUCUUAGUGAAAGAAAAUGGAAUGCUGCAUUCCAUCACGAUGGUAGUUUGGAUAUAGCAAAAGUGCUUAGGCGGAUCCAAAGAGGGGGUGUUCACCCAUCAAUCAAAGGGGAAGUCUGGGAGUUUCUGUUGGGUUGCUAUGAUCCCAAUAGCACCUUCAGUGAACGGAAUCAGCUCAGGCAGCACCGGAGGAAACUGUUUGAGACAUGGAAAGCUAAAUGUCAAAAGAUGGUACUGGUUAUUGGUAGUGGAAGCAUUAUUACAACACCUAUCAUCACUGAAGAUGGUCAACCAAUACAAAAUAUUUCAACGAGUGGUGGUCUACAGGAUGAAAAUGGAACCAGAUCGACAUCCUCCCCUGAAUCCUCUUUAGGUCUUAAGGGACGUGUAGAUGUUGAGACAGACAAGAAGGUGAUUCAAUGGAAGCUUCUCUUGCAUCAAAUUGGUUUGGAUGUUGUUCGUACAGACCGCUUUCUAGCCUUUUAUGAAAGUGAAGCUAAUCAAGCAAAACUCUGGAAUGUUCUGUCAGUGUAUGCAUGGGUGGAUGGUGACAUUGGUUACUGUCAAGGAAUGAAUGAUAUUUGCUCUCCAAUUGUGGUUCUUCUUGACGAUGAAGCGGAUGCCUUUUGGUGCUUUGAGCGUGCCAUGCGUCGAUUGAGAGAGAAUUUCAGGUGUAGUACAAGUCACAUAGGGGUGCAGUCUCAGUUGGGAACACUUUCCAAAAUUAUUAAAACUGUUGAUCCUAAGCUUCACCAGCAUAUUGAGGAUAUAGAUGGGGGAGAGUACUUGUUUGCAUUUCGAAUGCUGAUGGUGCUUUUCCGGAGAGAGUUUUCGUUUGUGGAUGCCUUGUACCUUUGGGAGUUGAUGUGGGCCAUGGAGUACAACCCAAACAUCUUUUUAUCAUAUGAGAAGCCGAGCAAUAAUCCUGAUAAGAGCAUUGCACCCAAAUUAAGUGAUGAGCUACUGAAGCAAUAUGGUAAAUUUGAGAGGAAAAAUGUGAGGGCUGGACGAAAGGACCAACAAAAUGCUCUUGCUGUUUUCCUUGUUGCAAAUGUCCUCGAGACAAAGAACAAAAAACUUUUAAGGGAUGCCAAGGGUCUGGACGAUGUUGUCAAGAUAGUGGGUGACAUAAUUGGAAAUUUGGAUGCGAAAAGAGCAUGCAAGGGGGCAUUGAAGAUUCAGAGAAAGUACCUGACCAAGGCAAUUUCUCUCUCUCUCUCUCUCUCUCUCUCUCUCACACACACACACACACACACACUUACACAAAAUGAUUUACUAAAGCGCAUUUUAUAUCCAUAAUGAUUGUGACUGCAUGCAGGCUGAUGACUCAUGAGAAUUCUUGGCCUGAUCAUUCUACUGAUGCAAAUUCUGGGCCGCAAUGGAGAUGUUCCGUGUAGGUGUGCUUACGCCCCUUUUGCUGGUAAAAGAUUUUAUUCAUAGUUCCAGUUGUUUGAUCAUUUUUAGAGUUCAGUCGUAGAUUUGAUCUUCUAUCCCCACUGUAUGAUCAAAGUUACUGGUGCUUGAGAAUGAGAUUUUGCUAAGCCAUGUACUCAUGCUACAAUAUUCAUUCAAAAAUGAAUGCAAUUUUGGGUUGACUUA